Molecule: messenger RNA, 2199 nt
Organism: Bursaphelenchus xylophilus (pine wood nematode)
Lineage: Eukaryota; Metazoa; Nematoda; Chromadorea; Rhabditida; Aphelenchoididae
Source: the annotation of a GenBank genome assembly
AUGCUGUCUGCGGCGAGAUCGUCGUUUGGCAAUGUUGCCAAAGUGCCAUUUGUGGCCAAGCAAUGUUUUGGUUUCACGCCCCGGAGGUUUAAGUAAUUUAUUUUCAUUUUUAUGUCUUGACUUUAGAAGAUUUUAAGAAUAUUAAUCGCCUUAUUGUUAUAGAUCCGACGCCGUGAAAGGUACCGUGAUAGGAAUUGACUUGGGAACAACUAACUCAUGUGUAGCUGUGAUGGAAGGUCAAUCUGCAAGGGUUAUUGAGAACGCCGAAGGUGUAAGGACGACUCCAUCAGUAGUUGCGUUCACUGCUGACGGAGAGCGUCUUGUUGGAGCCCCUGCCCGCCGCCAAGCAGUUACCAACAGUCAGAACACCCUCUACGCUACUAAACGUUUGAUUGGUCGACGAUUUGAUGACCCCGAAGUGCAAAAGGAUCUUAAAGUUGUGCCAUUCAAGAUUGUGAAGGCGCCCAACGGAGAUGCCUGGGUAGAAGCUCAAGGGAAACAGUAUUCUCCAUCUCAAGUCGGUGCAUUCGUCCUCACUAAGAUGAAGGAAACCGCUGAAAGUUACUUGGGAACUAAAGUCAACAACGCUGUCAUCACUGUUCCUGCCUACUUCAACGAUUCUCAACGUCAAGCCACAAAGGAUGCUGGUCAGAUUGCUGGUUUGAACGUUCUUCGAGUCAUCAAUGAACCAACUGCCGCUGCUUUGGCUUAUGGCUUGGAUAAAUCGGACAACAAAAUGUAUGUUUCUGCGGAAAAGAGUAUAAUUUUCUUUUUAGUAUCGCUGUUUUCGAUUUGGGAGGAGGAACCUUUGAUGUAUCAGUCUUGGAAAUCCAAAAGGGAGUGUUCGAAGUUAAGUCAACCAACGGAGACACUUUCCUUGGAGGAGAAGAUUUCGACAAUGCGCUGGUUAAUCAUCUUGUUGCGGAAUUCAAGAAGGAAGCCGGAAUCGAUCUCACCAAGGACCCCAUGGCCAUGCAACGACUUCGCGAAGCCUCUGAGAAAGCCAAAUGCGAGCUGUCCAGCACAACUCAAACAGACAUUAACCUUCCAUAUAUCACUGUGGAUGCCUCAGGACCAAAACAUUUGAACAUAAAGCUGACCCGUUCCAAAUUUGAACAGCUUGUUAGUGACCUCAUUAAGAGAACACAAGAACCAUGUAAGAAGGCCAUGGUUGAUGCUGAAGUCAAGCCUUCCGACAUUGGAGAGGUCUUAUUGGUUGGGGGUAUGAGCAGAAUGCCAAAGGUCCAACAGACUGUCCAAGACAUCUUUGGCCGUGUUCCCAGCAAGGCUGUUAACCCCGAUGAAGCCGUUGCUAUUGGUGCUGCCAUACAAGGAGGAGUCCUGGCUGGAAAUGUGACUGAUAUCCUUCUUCUUGAUGUUACUCCGUUGUCUCUGGGUAUCGAAACUUUGGGAGGUGUGUUCACUCGUCUUAUCCCAAGAAACACUACUAUUCCAACCAAAAAGAGUCAAGUAAGUUCGUAUAAUUUUUAUCUUAUUCUUUCUUUUAGGUCUUCUCAACUGCCGCUGAUGGACAAACUCAAGUCGAAAUCAAGGUUCAUCAAGGGGAGAGAGAUAUGGCCUCGGACAACAAGCUGCUCGGUCAAUUCUCUUUGGUCGGAAUUCCUCCAGCUUCUCGAGGUGUUCCUCAAAUUGAGGUUACGUUUGACAUUGAUGCCAACGGUAUUGUAAAUGUAUCUGCUAGAGACCGAGGAACCGGAAAGGAACAACAGAUUGUUAUUCAAUCUUCGGGUGGUUUAAACAAAGAGCAGAUCGAAAAGAUGAUCAGAGACGCCGAGAAGCAUGCUGUCGAAGAUGCCGAGAGGAAGGAAUUGGUCGAAGCCGUAAACUCCGCUGAGUCUGUUGUCAACGACACCGAACACAAGAUGACCGAAUACAAAGACCAACUUAAUGCUGAUGAGGUAAAACCAAAACUUUGUCAACUUGCAUUUGAGAGCGCUUUGAAAAUAAUUUUUUUUUCAGGCUAAAGCCCUGCAAGAAAAGAUCGACGAAUUGAAACAAAAGUUGGCCAACAGAGACGGACUCAAGGCUGCUGAGGUGAAGGAAUUGGUCGGAACUGUCCAACAACAAUCCCUCAAGCUGUUCGAGGCCGCCUACAAGAAGAUGGUUGAGAAAAACCAGGGCUCCCAGCAACAAACCGAGACCUCCUCGGAUGAGCAGAAGAAGGAGGAACAGAAAUAA